CGCCCGCCUCGUUCGCUUCUCUCUUCCCCUUCCUUCCAUUCCAGCUAGCAACCGCAAGUCCGCAACGCGAGAAACGCAGGCAGCAAAGCAAGCGAACCCAAAGCUGGCCUCGCACUCACACUGACAGCCUUGCUCUCCUCCUCCCCCUAUAUCUCUCCUCCCUCCCUCGCCGCCUCCUCCCCAAUCCUCCAAACCCUAAUCCCCCACCUCACUCUCUCUCGAUCUCGUGCUCUCCUCCUUUCGCGAGCGCGUUCUUUGGAGGGGAGAUGGCGGAGGAGCCACAGCCAGAGGCCGCGCCCGCCGCGGUGGCGGCGACGACCGAGGUGGCGGUGGCGGAGAAGGCGCCCGUGGAGGCGGAGAAGGAGAAGAAGGUGGAGGAGGAGACGCCGGCGGUGGAGGCCGAGGCGAAGGAGGAGAAGAAGGAUGAGGCGGCGGCGGCGGCGGCGGCGGGAGGUGAUGAGGCCGGGGCGAUAGAGGGGACCGGAUCGUUCAAGGAGGAGAGCAACCUGGUGGCGGACUUGCCUGACCCGGAGAAGAAGGCGCUCGAUGAGUUCAAGCAGCUGAUCGCCGCCGCCCUCGCCGCCUGUGAGUUCAAUCUGCCUCCCCCUCCGCCGCCUCCCAAGGCGAAGGUUGAAGCCGCCGUUGAGGAGACCAAGGCGGAGGAGACCAAGGCCGAGGAGGAACCCAAGGCUGAGGAGCCGGCCAAGGAGGAGGAGCCCAAGGCCGAGGUGGCGGCGGCGGCGGCGGCGCCGCCGGAGGCAGGAACCGAGGAGCCGAAGGCGGAGGCGUCGUCCGAAGAGGCCAAGACCGAGGAGCCGAAGGCCGAGGCGGCGGCCGACGAGCCGGCCAAGGAGGAGUCCAAAGCUGAGGCGGCGCCGGCUGAGGAAGCCAAGCCGGCCGAGCCGGAGCCGGAGGAGAAGACCGUCGUGGUCACCGAGGAAGAGGCGGCCACCAAGACGGUGGAAGCGAUCGAGGAAACCGUCGUGCCCGCUGCUGCUGCGCCUGCUGCCGCCGCCACGGAGGAAGCCGCGGCGCCGGAACCGGAGGUGCAGGCGGCGGCGGCGCCUGAGCCCGUGUUGAUCUGGGGCGUGCCCCUGGUAGGCGACGACGAGCGCACCGACACGGUGCUCCUCAAGUUCCUGCGCGCGCGCGAGUUCAAGGUGAAGGAGGCCAUGGCGAUGCUCAGGUCGGCCGUGCUGUGGCGCAAGCGCUUCGGCAUCGAGUCCCUCCUCGACGCCGACCUCGCCCUGCCGGAGCUCGACAGCGUGGUGUUCUACCGCGGCGCCGACCGCGAGGGCCACCCCGUGUGCUACAACGUCUACGGCGAAUUCCAGGACAAGGACCUGUACGAGAAGGCAUUCGGCGACGAGGAGAAGCGGGAGCGCUUCCUCAAGUGGCGCAUCCAGCUGCUGGAGCGCGGCAUCCUGUCGCAGCUCGACUUCUCGCCCAGUGGCAUCUGCUCCAUGGUUCAGGUCACAGACCUCAAGAACUCGCCACCUAUGCUCGGCAAGCACCGCGCCGUCACCCGCCAGGCCGUUGCUCUGCUCCAGGACAACUACCCCGAGUUCAUCGCCAAGAAGGUGUUCAUCAAUGUGCCAUGGUGGUAUCUCGCUGCCAACAAAAUGAUGAGCCCGUUCCUCACGCAGCGUACCAAGAGCAAGUUCAUUUUUGCCAGCCCAGCCAAAUCAGCUGAGACCCUCUUCAGAUAUAUCGCACCAGAGCAAGUCCCUGUCCAAUUCGGAGGUCUCUUCAAGGAAGAUGAUCCUGAGUUCACCACCUCAGACGCCGUUACCGAGCUCACUAUCAAACCUUCAUCGAAAGAAACCGUUGAGAUUCCUGUCACUGAGAAUUCCACGAUUGGAUGGGAGCUCCGGGUGCUUGGAUGGGAGGUGAGCUACGGAGCAGAGUUCACUCCUGAUGCCGAGGGUGGAUACACAGUCAUCGUGCAGAAAACGAGGAAGGUGCCUGCAAAUGAGGAACCAAUCAUGAAAGGCAGCUUCAAGGUUGGCGAGCCAGGAAAGAUUGUGCUAACGAUCAACAACCCUGCAUCAAAGAAGAAGAAGCUCCUCUACAGAUCCAAGGUCAAGAGCACCAGUGAGUCCGUUUGAGGUUGCAGCUGCCUGAUCACCAGAUUCACCACAAUGGCAGCUGAACUCAUUCCCUGAUGGAAGAGAAACCUUUUGGUUUUGGUUCUUUAAUUUAUUGGUUUUGCUGUUUUGGUUCACAUUUUGUAUUUGUUUAAUUAAAAACCAAAGUGAGCUUGUUUUUGUGAUAGUUGGAAGGAGAGGGUUGAUAUGAUAUAAUGACAUCGUGAUGGUUUGUUGAGGGCAGAGGACAAAAAUUGUGGAAGGACUGAAGAAUAUCUGCUGCUUUGUAUAUCUGUCUGUACAUUGCAUCUCUGGAUUCUCAUGGACAUGUUAAAUUUAGAAGUACUUGUCAUCAUUCACCAAUCCAUGUUACCCUUUA
Oryza sativa Japonica Group (Japanese rice) is the source of this 2466-nucleotide messenger RNA. Its product is annotated as patellin-3. Lineage: Eukaryota; Viridiplantae; Streptophyta; Magnoliopsida; Poales; Poaceae. Gene Ontology annotation, molecular function: lipid binding. The record is from RefSeq and is a predicted model, not a curated record.